GCAAUUUUAACAGUGGUUUCCAGCUACGAAGACCUAAGAAGGGGAGAGAUUGAAUCUGAUGCUGUAAUCUCAGGUUAAACCGCUGUUCGUUAGCGAUGCUCCUAAUGUGGUUGUUUUGUUCUUUGGCUUGUUUCAAAUAUGGAGUGGAAGGUAGGUUUUAGAGUAGUUUCCUAUUUGUAUCGCUAGUACUACCCAAGUGCAAUAAAAUAUACUGCAGUGCAAUAAAUUUGCAUCUUUGUUUUCAUCACGGCUUUAUUAGCACCAUCUUGAAAUACAUCCCUCCUUGACUUUGUCAGGACAUUNGCUGUUCGUUAGCGAUGCUCCUAAUGUGGUUGUUUUGUUCUUUGGCUUGUUUCAAAUAUGGAGUGGAAGGUAGGUUUUAGAGUAGUUUCCUAUUUGUAUCGCUAGUACUACCCAAGUGCAAUAAAAUAUACUGCAGUGCAAUAAAUUUGCAUCUUUGUUUUCAUCACGGCUUUAUUAGCACCAUCUUGAAAUACAUCCCUCCUUGACUUUGUCAGGACAUUAUCUACGAAAAACUCCUUUUUGAGUUGGAAAAAGGGCAGGGACAAAAUUAAUUUGAUUCCGUGUACAUUUGCGAGGUAAUGUGCCAAUUUCAAGAGAUAUUUGAUUUUUCUAAAGAAAAAUGGGUGGAAUACUUGACGAAAACUCAGAAACGAAUAUUAAUACCCUACAGGAAAUUUUUAGGAAGGAUUCGCUUUGGUAUUUUUUAGAAGAAAGGGAUUUCGUUUUCUGCUUUGAGACCAGUUAAGAAGGAGGCAUAAUAUCGAGGGCUACAACACAGAAUAACUGAAAACACCUCCUAUAAACUAUAUAACCUAAACAAUACGCUGAUGAAUCUAGAAAAUGUACGACGCAUAAAGAAAAUAAAAAGUUUAGAACUGAAAAAAAAUGUAGCAAGAAAAUCGAGAACUUUAAAAAUGAGUGCGGAAGGGUUUCAGCUGUUGACGCGAAAUUUCUUUUUCGGCGGUGGAGAUUUACGAAGCCAGAUGAUGAGGUCCUUAAAGGAAGAUAAAUUAUGGAUUGAACAAAUGAGUGUGCCAAAAUGUAAAUGAGUGUGGCGACGCUUCGGCUCCACUCGGUAUGACAGAUAGUAUUAAAUUUAAAUGGCGAGAUCGCGCUGCAUGCUUUUCACGGGAAUCGAUUAGAAGUCGUUUUUAUUUUUGUACUUUUAGCGUAUUUCCUUCGUUCGUCUGUUCUUUAAAAAAGAGAUUAAAGCGACAAUUUUCGGUAGUCAAAAAAGAAUAUUCCCUCGCAUAAUUACUUGGAGCAGAUUUUCUUUGUUUUAAUAAGGCGGAAUUUAUUUAAAAUGAAUGCGUUUAUGAGACCAGCUGUCAUCUCAAGGCAACUGCAAGUUACUGAACUAGACCCAGAAUCUGAGAUCAGCUUUUAUUCACAUUUCAGAGUACGUUUUCGAUGAGGGCAGAAAAUUCUUUUAAAUCUUACCUUCUUCGUUUUACAGUAACAUCACUGUCUAAUGUCUAUCUUUUUACUGUAGUCUCCUCUGGAUAUCUAAUCUAAGUCAGGCGGCGGAGCUUCGUGGAGCCGGAUAUUGCUUUUCUUUAGAAUGCCUCCAAAAUGAUAAACUAGUCAAAUACUUGCAAACACUUUUAUUUAAUCAGAUAUUUUCCUAGUUAGGGUCCUGACGUUUCUCUGUGAUAACAGCCCCAGAUAUGAUACGUGCUCAGAAAUGCUACAUAAUCAAUUCACUGGUACAUAGCCUGUUUUUAAAGUCCCGUUAUCAGCAACUUAUUUUAACUUCUGAUCGGUUUUAAGGAAAAAAUUGUUAAAAGAGACAACAGACCAAAACAAAAACAUUGUUUGCAAAUUCCAAAAUUUUAUCAAGCAGGCUAUACAACUGUAAGUUUUAAUACUCCUCCAUCUCUCGAACUGCCACGGCUAUAUUUCGAUUCAUUUUCCUUUAAUCAUCUUUUAGAAAUCAAGUUAUUAAAGAGUUCAACUGGCAAACAAACCGAUAGCUAUUGUGGUUCGAGUAAGCAAACAGUUCGAUCCGCAUGGAUAAGCUAAGAUAGAUAAAGGGUUAUACAGGUUACUGCUUGGGUAACCUUUAAAACGCUUAAUUAAGUUACGUACAGUUAAAGCAAAAAUGUAUUGGAAUUUUCAACUUGUAUUUAAUAAUCAGUACUUUUGAAAAAAACACUUGCUCGGUAUCUAGUUGGUUUGGUUAUCAGCGUUCUCUUCGUUUGAUAGCGCAAUUUUAUAUAGAAUUGCAUCAGAACAGGAAAAAACUUGGUGACUAAGUAAGCAAACAGGAAAGCAAAAUAAAAUAAUGUUGUAACUACACCAACAAUAGGGAGCGUAUUGCGGCAUAAGACUACUGGAAAGCUGAUCAUAACGUGUAUUACGAUGCUGAGCUUUGCAGUAGUCUUUGAACUUCUCGUUUUUUGUCAGAUAGAAAAGCGAGUGAAUUGGUCAAAUGCGCUCUGUGUCCUCUCCUUGAUUCUACCUUACGUUGUAGUUCCUCCAUAUCCUGGUCUCCUCACCUCACCAAUGUCAGAUAAAAAAGCGACUGAAUUCGUUUAAGGAGAAACUACAAAGUCAGCAACAAAACUUGGCCGGUCCAAAGGCACAUGGUUUAAUGAAACGCGAAGGUUCGAGCCCCUGAAACUACAUUAGACUCAAGUCCGUGACGCGACGAAAAAACGAUAUCGCGGUUCUAGUUACAAUUCGUAAACUGAAGCUGUAUCCAAUAGUGUAAACAACGUAUAAAAAUGUCACUUGNAACUUGGCCGGUCCAAAGGCACAUGGUUUAAUGAAACGCGAAGGUUCGAGCCCCUGAAACUACAUUAGACUCAAGUCCGUGACGCGACGAAAAAACGAUAUCGCGGUUCUAGUUACAAUUCGUAAACUGAAGCUGUAUCCAAUAGUGUAAACAACGUAUAAAAAUGUCACUUGAUCUAGCUUCAAGAAUAAAGUACCAAAUCUGACUUUCGACAUUUUCCGGGCCCCGGGGCGACUAGUCUUUUGUUCACUCUGCAAUUCGUUGUAAUUCUCUUUCUGGAGCAGCUCGUUGGGUCCUCUUGGAAUAUGGGUUUACUGGGCAGUCAACCCUCGGAACUGCUGGGGUGAGAUUCUCUUGAGACUGAGCUGAUAUUUCCAGAGGGUAGAGUUUGGCAAUUGGCAGAUUGGUUGUGCCUCCCUGGGUACGUAUAUUUACUGCAUGUAAUUGGCCAUCUCUUCCGGGUAAUAGCUCUUCUACUACUGCAAGUUUCCAGUUGAUUCGUGGACCCUCAUCAUGUACUAAUAAAACAUCACCAACUUGACUGCUGGUUUAUUGUUACCAGUGGUCUUGUAACAUUCUCUUGGUGACGUCAGGUACUCCUGUCUCCAACGGGUCCAGAAGUGUUGUAGGAGGAGAGCAAGGCGUUUGAAUUUCCUCUGGAUUUCUGCGUUUCCAUUCUGGUUGUAUUCAGGAUCAAGGAUCUCAUCUUGCUCUACUCCAAUGUGGGGAAGGGCGGUUAUUCUCUUCCAUACAGGAGAUGAACUGGGGUAAGUGGUUCUUAGUUUAUCUCAUCAGAUACGACUGAGUCAUUGGCCUGUCAUUCAAAAUGGCUUCAACCUCGACAAUUAUGGUCUAUAGUGUGGUCAAAUUAACAGAUGCUUGUCCAAGUACUUUCUUCAGAGUAGUCCUUGUGAGGCCAAUCAAACGCUCCCAGAACCCUCCAUAACAGGUUGCUGCUCUAUGGUAUGAACGGCCAAUUUAGGCCUUGUUUGCUGAGGGAAUCUUUCAACGACUGUGAUUUAAAUAACUCUGUUAACUCUUCAGCUGCAGUCAGGUAUGGGGAGGCAUUAUCAGAAAUCAUUUGCUGAGGAGCAGAUUUCCGAGCUGCAAAUGUGCGAUAUGCAAGGAGGAAGGUUUGCACUGAUAAAUUUGUGAACACUUCAAGAUGGACUGCUCAUGUUGUGGCAUAUGUGAAGAGACAAAUGUAAACCUUCCUUUGAACUCCAGCUUCACAAAUGUAUAGUGUUCCAGUUUGUGAAGUCGACUCCUGUGACUGUAAAUCGCUCUGCUUGUUGUAUUCUUGAUUUCGGAAGUGGGGGUGGAUCUGGGAUGUCAUAUAGUAAUCCUGAAAUCUUCUUACAGGUGACACAGUGGCUAAUCGCUUUCUUGACAUGCCGACGUCCGGCAGGAAUCUAGUACCACAGGCGCAGGGCAGUCAGAGUUGAAUUCACACCAUAGCAUACUGUGGUAGGUCACUUCCUGGCAGGUCUUGAUCCAUACAUUUCUUGCAUUAUGCAAUUCUGUUUUCCUGUAUUCGUCUGCAAUUUUUGAACAAAUCGCAGGACUUAAUGUGCGACACUGAGGAGCUUGGAAAGGGUGCUGAAGUUAGAUACAGUAAUAAGCUGCUGAAGACCUGGUCCUUGUGCAUGGUUCGUGACAGCUGUCCCUGUUGGGGUGGUUGUCUCUUCAGUGGGAAGGACCUUGUUUCCACAACCUCUGGUAAGCAGGUCGGCGGGAUUGUCUGAGGUGGGACAGUAUUUCCAAUUUGUCAGUGAGGUAAGUUCUUUAAUUUCCCUUACAAGACUAGCGACAAAAAGCUCCUUGGUGCUACAAAGCCAAUGUUAGACAAUCUGGCUGUCAAUUAACCAGAGAUAAACUUUAUUCAAAUGAAUCUCAUCUUGGAGGUAAGAGGCAAGUCGAGUACCGAUCACAGCUGCAGUUAACUCUAACUGCGGCAGGGUUAGUUCCUUUGUUGGUCCAAUUCGCGAUUUUGCCAUCACGAAGGAGGAGUGGUUUUCUUGCGUGGAAUCAAGAUAGGCAAAAGUUCCAUAGGCCUUGGUGCAUUCAUUAACGAAAACAUGCAGUUCCACGUCAUUUGGUGAUGUACGGCCCACGGGAAGUACUACUGAGAAGUCGCUAUGGACAUGAUCGUCUCAAAUUCCGUGGCCAACUCUUUCAACUUCAUUUGGAGGUCUGGGAUCUGAGGAUCGUCCCAUGCUACAUUCCCUUUUAUUGAUUAGAUUUGGAAUGGUCGAAGCUGUGAAUCUCAUGGGUGGGUAGUUGAUCAUGUCUGUUGUUGUGUUCCAUAGUACACCUAGGACUUUAGUUUCAGGGCGGUCACAAAGGAGGUACUCCUUUGCUGCCAAUGACUGUAUCACUGGAUUGUUCGAGGUCCAUGAUCUCAAGUUAAAAUCCACGGGUGACAUCAAUGUUCUUGCUCGAUUGUAAUAUGUUGCGGCUUCCUCCUCAUGUUGGACCCCAGAGAUGAGGUCUUCUACAUAGAUGUUCUUCCUCACGUCUUUUCCCACAGGAUCAUUGUACUGAUUGAGAUGCUUGUUGAGAGUUGCAUUCAGUAUGAAUGGAGAGCUUGACGCAACGACCGUACGUACGUCGACCGUACGUCCGCCAAUCAUGCCAGCGGAUGUGAAAUGUCACACUUACUAGCUUACAAGGCAUAAAUGUAUACAAUCCGUUGUUAACUAUACAUUGGACAUCUAUUUUAUGUUCAAUUGACGACUGGAUGUAUCAAGGGCUCAGGCACGUACAACUCACUUAAAUACCGUUUAUAACAUAGCGCGCGUGCUUGCCCUAUAAAAGUCCUAUUGAGCCGUUAUGAACAAAAUCUUUAUUUACGCACGCCCGUGCGUAAAUAAGAUGACGUGAGCAUUUUUUUUACCUGGCUGCAAAGUUGUCGUCUUUUAAGCUGCAGUGCACUUUUCCUUCUCUUUAAAAUAUGGAAGAAACCAGCGAAAAACUGCCCAAUUUUUCUAUCGGCAUUGACCUUUUAGGUCCUGAUCCAACAAGCAGCAAAAAUAAAGCCGAAUUAAAAAAAAAGAGCUCGCAAGUUGUGCGUUUCGCAAAUUUGUCGAAGACCAGCUCAGCAGCAAAUUUUGGCCGAAAGACAUUCACUGGGAACAGAACAGACAUCAACUGGUCAUCAACAAGAUUUAAAGGCAAAAUUUCCGUUUUUAUUGUUGUUUUUAAAUUUGUUAUGCACUUUGUUAUCUCCGGACAAUCGGACUGAAGCAGGAAAAUUUUUCUCGCAAUAACAACACAAAUUACGCAAGAAGACAUAAAUUUAUUACUCACAAAAACAACUGCUGCCAGGUCUUCUCAAGAAGCCGUAAUGACCAGCCAAUGUUCGUAAAUGAAUAUAAGUUUAAACAAGGAUGACAGUCGUCUUCGCUAAAAACAUGUUUUCUGGAUUUCGCCGCGCAAAACGUAAACAUCUGUUUAGCAAAUCCAAACCAUACUCCACGACUUCUCACGAACAUGUCACGGAGGAUAGCUGAGGAUUUUAACUUUAGGUGAACUUUAAGACUCUUUUACCUUUGUUUCUGCUUAGUUUCCAUUGAUCGUUAAGGAAUAAAGAAGCAAAUUUUCUUUCUCACUGUUACGGAAAGAAUAUUUCAUUCAAACUAGACGAUUGUGGCGUGUUCGUAAUCAGCCAAUACAACCGUUUGAUAUUGUGUCGCGCGAUACGAGAAUUUUGCAGUUAAUCAAAAAGCAAGCAUUUUUGUCAGCUAUGUUAUAAAAGAUUUUGCUCAUGCUUUUAGCUGUGCAUAUAUAGAGUUAUGGAUGCACUUGGGAAGUUUGGAGAGCACUCAAGAAGCUAGAGUUGCAAUCGGCUAUCGCCUCGUGCAACUCUUACGCAUCUUUAGUGCUCUCCAAACUUCCCGCGUGCAUCCAUAACUCGAUAUACGCACGCUAAGCAUGAACAAAUUCUUAAUUUUUUUUUUUGAAAGUUCUCUGUUGACCAGUUAUUAGUUUCAGUUGAUCGCAGGCCCAGGUUCAUUUUUUCGAGAGGAUCCGGUGUGGAUACAUUCCUCCCUAAACGCUUCGCUUUUGGCCUUGGCUAAAUCUAUAUAUCAUGUUUCAGAAUAGAAAAUUUUGUAAAUGAGCUCCGCCCCUGAGGUAUAAAAAUCUCUCAAAAUUUACUUGGUGUCAGUUUUCUCACUUGCAGCCAGUGCCGGGGUGAAUACAUCCUUCCACUGCGGGUUGUUUUCAAGUUUUGAUAAAGACCUGUAAGCGAUUAUCAAUCCACACUGCUGCUAGAAAGAGCACCUAAAAAUUAGCAAACUUACCAAGUCAAAGAAGGCUUUUGAAAACUUGACAUUGGUUUUUAUAUUAGAGUGUUUAAUAACAUUUAAUAUCAAUUUCUUUAAUGCAGGAUUUCAAUCGAGAUACACCUCUAUUCCGUCGAAGCCUACUUUUUCGCAUGCUGGAAACGAUGUGACAUUUACAUGGAGAUAUCACUUGACGCACUCAGAUAGAGCUAAUUUCAAGGUCGUUGUAUUCGGAAUAUGGAUGAAUGGAGACAUUUCAAUUCCAUUAGUGUCUGUUUUAAGGAAUGGAAGUGCUAUUUUUUAUUCCAAUCGUGUCUCAUGGCUUGGGAACAAGACAAUGGCCUCAUUUAGACUACACAAAGUGUCCAUUGAUGAUGAUAGGGUGUAUGGUUGUAAGCUGGAUUUCGGGGCAUUUGAUGUACUGGAUUCAGUGAGGCUUACUGUAAUUGGUAAGAAUUUCACCAUUAAUCUACCCCUGUUCAUACCUUAUAUAUAUAUAUAUAUAUAUAUAUAAUCCCCUCAUUUGCGGAAAAAUGAUACACAUUAAACCCCCUUGUCAUUAUGACAAUCCUCUUUCCAAAAUGAAAAAACAAAAAAGCAAAAAAACUUGAUGCACAUUUUGUCAUACUGUUCUUAAGAAUUAUUCGUUAAAUCUAAAUCUAAUCUAAAUAUCGUUAUGUCGGCAAAAUCGUUUGGGACAUCACCGGUUGAGAUUCUAUUAUUAUUUAUUUUGAUAUGAUUUUAUAUGUUUUGAUAAUUUUUGAUAAUUUUUCUACUGAUAAAAAUAAAACUAAAUUAGUUUGCUUUUAAAAAUACAGAGGGAUUGGCUGGAAACGUUAUAAACUAUAAAAUCAUGAUUCCAGCUGUCUUGUGGAAACACAACACGCAAGGUCUCUUUAUUUGAGGUUCUAUUAUAAGUUCAGUCUUAUCUUAACUUUUAACAGCUGUCUUGUCCGUUUUUAGCCGCACCACAGAUCAAAAAGAGCAAAAAUCAUCAGUUGGCACAGGUCAAAGUAUCUGAAGGCCAGUCAGUUGUUAUUCCUUGUAAAGUAACCGGAAAUCCACCACCUUGGAUCUCUUGGAGUCAAGACGGAAGAGUGCUUCAGAAUAGUACUCGAAAGCAUGAUUUAUUGAUAAAUUCAGCUGAGGAACACAUGACAGGACUGUAUCGCUGUAGGGCUGAGAACGAGGCUGGUGUUGAUAAAUAUGACGUGCUACUGCUUGUAAUAUCAUGUGAUCAUCAGUCUGGUGAUGUGACAUUUCAUGCACAAGGUGAAGUAUGUAUAAAAUGAAUACAACUGAACCUGACUGUGUUACAAUGGCUGCACUCACAUCUGGGCUACUAACUAUAGUUAAGACGGGGAUAACUAUAGUUAGCUAUUUCGGUAAUGUGACCUCUUCUCUGUUCGCUCCAGCUAUAGUAAGAAAAUUUACGCCUCGGUGAUCCAAAAACAAUACAGACUAACUAUAGUUAUACCCAAGCAGGGUUCGCGGGUUAGUCUUAAGUUAACAAACAAACAACAAAUCAGAAUGUGACACUUCUUUUCGCUCGUGCGAGAUGAGCAUAUAUAAAUAUGCAAAAUAAAAACCAAGCGUGAGGCGAGGGGGAGACCAAAAACAACAGACAAAAAAUGUUCACAACUGUCCUUUCAGGAUAUGAAAAAAAAUAAUGUUUAAUAUUUUAGAUCCCAUUCGAAAACAAUUGAUGGAACUUGGUUGAACUUAUGUUGUACAAAAGUCAGUAACAUAUAGUUAAUGAUCGAUCACCCAAUUCUCUUGAGGUUUAGAAAAAAAAGAGAAGUUGAUGGCAUUGAAUAGUCAGCAACUAAAUAUACUGUUGUUGGUAGCUAUGAGUCCUUUGCCCCAUCCCAGUUGCCUGAAAUUUGAUAAUGAUUGAUUAAAUGCAACUUGGCAGUGGAUUUCGCGAGAAAAGAAAAACCGAUUUGUUCAUCUCAUUUGUCAGCUGCAUAUUCUCCACUUUUGAAACGAGAGGGGAACUGGAGCCGAAACGUGUCCUCUCAGCUAUUGGUCAAUUUUCCCCGUCCCUGGUAACAGUCCCAGAAGGCUUGGCAAACGUUUACCCGGCCCAGUUUCCUUCACGUUUCUAAGUUCGUGAAUACUCAACGCAUCCUUUUCGCAUCCUUGUCCCCAGAGCCUCCUGGGGGUCUGAGCAUGAGGACCGGGAGGCUCCGGGGACACAGGAUUUGAAGUCCUAGAUUUUAGGAAUUCCGGUCAUUUCCGAUUCAAAAGAAAGUUAAAGGAUUCUCUUUUAACAGCUUUGAAGCACCUAAAUUUACAGUCAUUGACACUUCUGCAAGAGGAGGUGAACGCGAAUAGAAACGUUGUAGAAAAUCAGAAAUGACCGGAAGUUCUAAAAUCCAGGACUUCAAAUCAUGUGUCACCAGAGCCUCCCGGUCCUCUUUCUCAGGCCCCCAGGAAGCUCUGGGGACGAGAACCUACUCAACGUUGCUAGUCUACUAAAAAAAAUCAGGAACUUGUACACAGACUGCGCUGAAAUGGGAGCAAAAAUUACUCGCUUUUAACGGCCGUUAAAGGUAUUUUGACCUCAACCCUAACGGUGAUUACUCGUGCUUGUCAUUUUUACAUUGCAUGAUGAAGUAGCAGAAGGUUUCCUUUCCACUGGAUUUUAUGAGUUGAACGAAUACAGUUACUUUUAACUAAAAGAAAGUAAUUCUUCUUUCUUAGAAAACAAGUCUAAAACACAGCAUAACUUAGACGGCUUGUCUAAGUUUCAUGCCCAGGCCACCUUAGCUUCUACUCUGGUUGUCGUCUUUGCCUUGUUUGUCAUCUUCGGAGCAUAUUUCUUUUUCCGAUAUACAGGAGCUAGAAACAAGAGACCCAGGUAAGGACCACAUUGAAAGAAGUACACGACUAGAACGUGAAUGAUUGUUUAUUUUAUUAUUGGCAGUUUAGACACAAAUUUAUUGUAAAAUAUUCUUUUUCACUGUGUGGUUUAUCAACAUUGCAAGGACUAUUCAACGCCAUUGCUAAUUUGGUGAUUUCUUUUGCGGACUACUAAAUAGCAAAUACAGGCAUCUCCCUCCUAACCCAAACCUUUCACGGUAAAACAGACACCGCCUGAAACGGACAUCUCACUAGUGAUGGUUCCCCCUUCCUUCAGUCUUUCCGUGAACUCUUUACAAGGAGGCCGGCACCCUGUCACAAGCUACGGUAAGACGGAGACUUUGUGCCGGUGCCAAAAGUGUCUGUAUCAUAGCGUUUUGACUGUUGUCGCCAUCAGUAUAUUAGUCGUCAAAAAAGCUUUGGCCUUGGCCUACUUAUUUUGCAAGGGCCUAGUCGAAUUGUUUUACGUUGGAUACCCGCAUGCCAAAAAACAAACAAACAAACAAACACAACAAUAUUUAUAAAACCUGUUUUGUGAAAUGAAAGUCAAAAGUAUCGUUACUGUUGUGAUUUCGAUUGGUUCGCAGGUUAGAUGACGUCUUUACUCUCUUCUAUCAAAAUUUUUAGUGAUGAACAAAACUAACAAAUAGUCUACAUCCCCUCUGCCAUAAAAAAGAGACGAGCUGUUUUCAAGUGGAUAAACUCUUCUUAAAACAAUAGACUCAAUAAAUUUGUUACAUAUUUUCGUAAAAGCAAACUAAGAUCAUAUAAACUACAAUACACUGUAGGUCUUUACUGGUUAACACGAGUGGCUGUGUCUUAUUUUUUGAUAAAUGUAUGGGAGGAUAAGUUGUCGUACGUUCAAAAGUAAACGCUUUCAUACUUGUCUUACAGGAAAUACACCAAAAUGCCUCAAGAUGAGCAAGCUCGGAGUUUAUUGGGAGAAUGGUCAAGCUUUACUGAUAAUGGCGCAAAAAUAUAGUGGAAGCUGACUACGAUGUGCAAAAGAAAAUAACUACAUUAAGUAGCUUUAAAAGUUACUUUGUAAAGGCAUGGAUUAUUUUUAAGAGAGAUUCUUCUAGUAAAAAUGGUCUGCUAUAAAUUGUUCCGGCUUUAGCUGAAAACAAUGUUGAGGCCAGUUUACAUUUAUAUAGUGCUAUUUUCCGCGCGCCUGGCUGGAUAUGGCCGGUUUACAGCUGUCCACCCAAGAAGUACUACCCUGAAUUCUAAAGCAACGACUUAUCAGGCUUACCGUCCCAAUGAAAUAGGAAGACACAAAUCGUUUCGGAUGUCGGCUGACCGAACUCGUCACAGCGUGUUAACGCGGUAGAAUGGAUAAUAACGGAAUCAACUGCAUCGCAAGUGUGGUUUAUUUUGACGCUUGGAGACACUUAAUUCUUAUUUUGUCAAAGAGGUAUUUCGACACAAUUAACUGCGGCAAUAAUUUUCUUUAUUUAUAACCUACAGCAUGGAUGAUAUUCAAAACGCACCAACAGAGUCUAUUCUGAUUCUGUGGAGGAACGAGAAAUAGCCAUAUCGUAGCUUCGUAUUAUAUAGUACAAGCCAUAAAUAUAGAUGAGCGAUCACAUCCAACAAAAGUUUGGAUGGCCUAUUUUCUGAAUAACACCUAGCAUAAUUACGUAAUAGCCACCUAUAAUUUCAUAAUCGUAGCUUAAGACAUCAGGGGCUCAAUCAGCUCCUAAACUAAUUGGUACCGCAGCUCUGCAAAGUAUACAUGUAUAUUUAACAGUGAUUACAAAACGACCUUUUGUUUUCAGUGCCUUAUUUCACUUGCGUAUAUGGUUGUGAUGAUAUAUUCUGUUAUGACAGAGGCCUAGUUACUUAAUGUUUGCAGACGGGAGCGAUCACCAUAUGACGUAAUACAAACUUGAAAAGACACUGAACAAUACCCAUACCACAACACACAAGCCAACCAACAACAGUUUCUGCAACACCAACAAACAAACGCCGAACUAGUGUUGCAUUAUUGAUAAACCGACAUUGCAUCGCAUGAUGGCUAAUGACUUGUGAUUUAUGUACCCUUGAAUAUAGGUUGUAAUUAGGCCUAACGUUUAUUAAUCGAGAUGUCUUUAAUUGGAGUUCUUCUCUUCAUAUUCCGUUGGAUUUUAUAUUUAUCUACGUUUUACAUCUAGUAAGCCUCAAGAAAGAUUAGUAAAAAAUGCCUGCUUACAGCGUCCUUGCAUGUAACCAAUGAUCACGUUUAUUACAAACCAAGGUAUUCUAUUUGUAUAUCGCUUUUUUAAGUCAAUAAAACCAGGCAGUUGAUUCCCGCACCAAAGAAAAACCAUAACAAUUUUCUCCUUGAAAGCUGCCGUCACAUAUCAUGUUGUAUACAAUUGAAUAUUGAAUAAUCAGCUUUAUUUGUUGUAAUAAAAUUAUAACUAAUCUAUAGUGCUUUGGUCUUCUGUUUGAGAGAUGGAGGGAAAAAUAAACAAACAAACGAGAGGAAGAAGGGCAAACAUGGUCAGUUAAGGAGGAAAAUGAAGAAAUGAGAAGGGAAAACAGAGGACAGGAGUAAGAAAAAGAGAUCAGUGGAGCAGGGAGGAAUGAAAAGCUACCAAUAAGCACUCGGAGUACUUUUUUCAUUUCAAGGGUCGAGGGGUGCUCAUUCGAAGGGUGGGGGAGCGAGUGCUUUUUCCGAUUUUCUAGUUUUGGCCUCACAAUAACGUCUUCCAGUUGUCACAAACUGUAAUAGUAAACUAGAUUGUUUCUGUAUCUAUGUUAUCACUAGUAAAGUCCUGUUUCUCUCAAAUUACUUGGCUGAAAUUUCUCCACACUCUAUCGUGUAUUCAAUGCUUUGAAUUGGAAUGUGAGGUGAAGGGGGGUGGGGGUGGGGGUGGAGGGUGUUGUAGCCUCAAGUGGGCUUCUGUCGUGUCCAAUAAUGUCGGGGCGCUUAUUUGAAGUUGCGCUUUCUUAAAAGAGGGGGCUAACUCGUACAUUCACAGUUUUACAAAGAAGAGAAAAAAAUGAAAGGUAGAAAUGGGAUGAACUGAGAAAGAGGGUUGAACAGUCGGUAGGGAAACGAAGGGAAAAAGACACGUAAACUAUGGAGGAAAAAAUAUACGAACAAAAGAAAAGAGUGAUGAGGAGUUCUGAAGUUGUCUGCGUGCGACGUCUCCUA
Molecule: messenger RNA, 13054 nt
Organism: Porites evermanni
Lineage: Eukaryota; Metazoa; Cnidaria; Anthozoa; Scleractinia; Poritidae
Source: the annotation of a GenBank genome assembly